CCGAGCUCCGCGCCAUGGCGGGCGGUGCGGCGCGGGUGCUGCUGGCCGCGCUGCUCGGGGCGCUCCCGGCCCAGGCCGAGCGGGAGCUGCGGUUCCGGCCGCCGGCCGAGGCCCCCGUGCGGCUCUUCACCGAGCCCGAGCUGGCCAGAUACGACGGGCAGCAGGAAGGGCAGCCCAUUUACCUGGCGGUGAAGGGAGUAGUGUUCGAUGUCACUUCUGGCAAAGAGUUUUAUGGGAAAGGAGCCCCCUACAAUGCUUUGGCUGGGAAAGACUCAACACGAGGAGUUGCAAAGAUGUCUUUGGAUCCAGCAGAUCUGACGCAUGACAUAACAGGACUCACAGAAGAGGAACUGAAGUCCCUGGAUGAUAUCUUCAAUAACGUUUAUAAGGCCAAAUAUCCAAUUGUUGGCUAUACUUCUCGACGAAUCCUGAAUGAGGAUGGCAGCCCCAAUCUAGCCUUCAAACCUGAAGAUCAGCCACAUUUCAACAUUAAAGAUGAGUUUUGAGUUCCUAAGGAAUAUUAGCUCAGUUCCCUGUUCUCCGAGGUUCAUUACAGCAAUUAGCUCUCAUGAGUCAAUUUUCUGUUCAGAAAAUGACGUAUGUGUGUACACACGUAGUUUAGAGGAAACAGAUCUGGAUCAGUGUCGUACACUUGGGCUCUUUGCUCUGGAUUACAGGAACUAUUUCAUAUGAGAGUUAUUUCUGCCUGGAUUUCUCUGUUUACAAGUGUGUAAUGUAAAAUUACAUUGUGUAGAAGAGAUGAGGAAGUGUUUAACAGUUGAAACAUGACUGGUCUUUAAAUCCCAAGUUGCUUCCCACUCCUUGGAAAAGUGUGAAUGCUUUAACACCUUGCCACAAUGCCUUGAGCUAACAGCACUUCUCUGUGCUUCAAGUGAGUGUAGGUAUCAGAUGUACAGACAGGUGUAAUAGAGGCUUACAUUUUAAAAAGCACUGUGGGACUUAACAUUUGAUAAUACUGAAUCUCACAUCAGAUUUGAGAAUACUCAAUCUGAACCACUCCAUUGCUUCAAAUGCAGUUACUGUAGAAUAUUUAGGCCUAGUCUACAGCUGUAAACCAAGGAAAAUCUUUUCCCCCCAUGAGAACUACUGUAAGAUUUUAAGACUAUUAUGUUAGUUUUGAAUAAACGACACAUUAUUUUUGUUGCAUGAUUAUUAAAGACCUACAUCUGUAUUAGAUUAUGAUGAUUUCCUUGUAGCUUCCUUCACUCUGACACGUAAAGGAAACUGUAGCCCACUGUUUUGCACAUACUUUUACAGCACAAGUUUAUAAUAGUGCUUUAGUAUCCUAGUGGGUAUUGUUAGCUUCUUUCUAUUGACAACUGCAGCUCUCAUUUUUCAUUUCUAUUAGUUUUUCUUUGUUUUUACUCUAGCCUCAUCCUUGCUGUUGCCAUGAAGUGUGCAUUCAUCUGUUCCUCUUGUUUUAACCUAGUACAAAGCUGCACAUCCUGAUGGAUGAAAGCAGCCCCCUUUACCAGGUUUCUUUGACAGGCUUUCAGCAACAAGAGAGCCCUAAAAGCAUGUGCUAUAUAAAUUGCUGCUAGUGACUGACUUUCACGAACUUAAGGAGAAUGUAAAUUGCUCCCAAUUCUGUAUUAAUAAUAUAGAUAAAAAUACAAUUCUGUAUUUUGUUCUAUUUCUUUAGCAUUUUGGCCAUUUCCUGUGAAGGAAAGGUUUUAUUAGCUCAUUCUCCACUUUAUGUUUGCAGGGGCCUGGCAGCUGAAUAACCAGAAAAGCUGUUUCUAUUUUAUUUGUCCUUUCUUUCACAAUGUUACAGCUUUCUAAACUUGGUUUACGCUAGAUCUCUUCAUUUGCUGGAGGGACUCCAUGGGCCCCCCUUGCUGUUGGAUGGUGCUCUGGGGUGGAAUAAAUAACAUCUAAAAA
Messenger RNA from Pezoporus occidentalis (night parrot), 1902 nucleotides. RefSeq names its product neudesin neurotrophic factor (gene NENF). Bases 15 to 506 code for a protein of 163 amino acids. Lineage: Eukaryota; Metazoa; Chordata; Aves; Psittaciformes; Psittacidae. The transcript is spliced from 4 exons. Gene Ontology annotation, cellular component: membrane; endomembrane system; endoplasmic reticulum. The record is from RefSeq and is a predicted model, not a curated record.